Eurytemora carolleeae is the source of this 753-nucleotide messenger RNA. Its product is annotated as protein TRI1. The record is from RefSeq and is a predicted model, not a curated record. NCBI's taxonomy places the organism in Eukaryota, Metazoa, Arthropoda, Copepoda, Calanoida, Temoridae. The transcript is spliced from 6 exons. Gene Ontology annotation, cellular component: nucleus. The coding region runs from base 290 to 604 and encodes 104 amino acids.
UUAAGCGUUUUUAAGGAACAGUGAAACAUGAGACAUUUUAUGCAAGGUUUUGGUAUUAAAAAGCUUGGCAUUUUUUCUAUUUGGAAAUGCGGCACAUAAUAAAAAAGCAAGAAAAAAAUCGAAAUGGUUUCUAUGAAAUGAAUUCGAUGGAAUUUUAAAGUAAACUUGCGUUAAACUUAAAUUAUUAAAUAUAUUGUAAUGUACAACUUCAUGUGAUAUGACGAUAUAGCUUAACUUUAAAAUUAAUAUACCAAUUUUUCAGAUAAGUUUAUCAAUCCAAGUUAUCAAAAUGCCCAGAGCACCAAAGCAACCAAAGGUGGUAAAGGAGCCGGUUGAGGGAGCUGCUCCCAAGAAGCCUAGCGGACUCACUAAACCAAUGAAACUAUCUGCCGAGCUCUCAGCUAUUGUCGGAGCUGGGAAAGAUGAGAAACUGGCAAGGUCAGAGGUGGUGAAACGUCUCUGGGCAUACCUUAAGGAGAAGAAGCUGCAGGACCCGGAGAACAAGCAGUUCUUCACCCCUGACGCUCUGAUGGAACCUGUAUUCGGGAAUGAGAAAAUCAGAGCUUUCAGUAUGUCAAAGUACCUGAAGGAUCACCUCAGCUAGACUUAUGUACUUAUAGUGUACUGCAGGUUAGAAUCCACGAGAACCUACGUCGACGCUGUUUAUGAAGACAAUAUUAAUCACUAGUGUCGGCCAUUUUAAAUUUCGUUUUUUUGUAAAUAUUUUUAGAAAAUAUUCAUCAAACCACGUUA